Messenger RNA from Capsicum annuum, 596 nucleotides. RefSeq lists its product as uncharacterized. Lineage: Eukaryota; Viridiplantae; Streptophyta; Magnoliopsida; Solanales; Solanaceae. The record is from RefSeq and is a predicted model, not a curated record. The transcript has a single exon. The coding region runs from base 150 to 476 and encodes 108 amino acids.
AUUUAUGAAAAUACCUUCAUAAAUAUUUGUGGAAUUUUCUAGAUUAUAUUAUGAAAAAAGGGCAAGUGGAAGCUAGAAUGUAUAGUUAUUUUCUCAGACUAUAAAUAUCCAUCCGAUUAUCCUCACUACUGAAAAACCCUUUUGUAGCUAUGGGUAUUUUUUCAUGGUUUAAAGGCGACAAAAAAGAAACCCCCAAAACCACCCAGAAACCCGACCCGAAAACCCAAAUCUCUUCUUCCUCCAACAACCCGGAAGUUCCGGGCAUGAACGGAGCUGUUGAAGUGACCCGAUCCGCAAACCCGCCACCACCACCGCCGUCGGACAUAACCGUAUUCGAAUUCGGUUCGGUUGCUGCUUCUGUUGAUAAGGUUACACUUGCCGGAUAUUGUCCUGUUUCCGAUGAACUUGAGCCUUGCCGUUGGGAGGUUUUGCCCGCCACUGGCUCUGACGCUCCUCAAUUUCGCGUCGUUUUCUGAUUUUGGGGUAAGGGAAGAGAGGUUGUAAUUUUGAGUUAAAAAAAAAGGGCUUUUUGGAUGAAUUUGGGUGUACUUUUAUUGAAUAUGGCGUAAUGAAAAAACCCUAAUUUUGUUGGUUAA